Messenger RNA from Urocitellus parryii (Arctic ground squirrel), 1568 nucleotides. It is a transcript of the gene Adgrg3, whose product is annotated as adhesion G protein-coupled receptor G3. The record is from RefSeq and is a predicted model, not a curated record. NCBI's taxonomy places the organism in Eukaryota, Metazoa, Chordata, Mammalia, Rodentia, Sciuridae. Gene Ontology annotation, biological process: adenylate cyclase-activating G protein-coupled receptor signaling pathway; cell surface receptor signaling pathway. Gene Ontology annotation, cellular component: plasma membrane. Gene Ontology annotation, molecular function: G protein-coupled receptor activity.
GAGACUUCUGCCAGGGGCUGGACAUCCAGGACCAGUACGACCCCUUCUACUUGAACCGCACCGGGGAGUGCUUUGCCAGGUGCCUGCAGCUGGGGAAYGUCUCCUGCAACCCUGAGAAGCUGGAGAGAUACUGGCUACACUACGAGUUCUACCUGGUGGAGAAGAAUUUGGAGGACAAGGUGGAUCUGCCUUUUGUGAAGGCUUUGGUCCAGAACUUCAGCACCGACACCUCGGAAGAUCUGCUUUUCUCUCUGAGACCCGCUCAGAUUCCGAGGCAGGUGAUGAUGGGCGAGGACAAGCCCCCUGACAGAGUCCGACUUCCCCGGAGCUUUUUCGCCUCCCUGCCGGGCAGCAGGUCAGCAGUCCGCUUGGCCAUAUCUGUUCUGGACAUCGGUGCUGGGGACCUCUUCAAGGGCCCCCAGCUUCGCCUGGAAGACGGCAGCAGUGUGUUGAACAACCACAUGGUGGGCUUGAGCGUGGGUCGCACCCCUGUCACCGGGCUGCCAGAGCCUCUGGAGAUCACCUUCUCCCACCAGCGUCAGCCCCCCAACGCGACCCUCACCUGCGUGUUCUGGGAUGUGAAUAAAGGGCCUGCUGGGGACUGGGACUCCAAGGGCUGCUCCACCGAGCUCGGAGCUGAGGGGACUGUCUGCCACUGUGACCACCUGACCUUCUUUGCCUUGCUGUUGAGGCCYGUCUUGGACCGGGCCACCGUGCAGGUCCUCACUCACAUCUCCCAGGCAGGCUGUGGAGUCUCCAUGAUCUUCCUGGCCUUCACCAUUGUCCUCUAUCUUACCCUGAGGUUCUCCCUGCAGAGAUUCAAGUCCGAAGAUGCCCCCAAGAUUCACGUGGCCCUGAGCAGUAGCUUGUUCCUCCUGAAUCUGGCCUUCCUGGUCAGCGUGGGCAGCGGCUCGGCAGGGUCCCGUGCGGCAUGCUGGAUCCGGGGAGCCAUCUUCCACUACUUCCUGCUCUGCACCUUCACCUGGAUGGGCCUGGAAGCCUUCCACCUCUACCUCCUCGUCAUCAAGGUCUUCAACACCUACUUCGGCCAUUACUACCUGAAGCUGAGCCUGGUGGGCUGGGGCCUGCCCGCCCUCAUGGUCAUUGGCACCGGAAGUGCCAACAGCUAUGGCCUUUACACCAUCCGCGACCAGGAGAACCGCACCUCUCUGGAGCUGUGCUGGUUCCAGAAAGAGCCUGCCCUCUACGCCACCGUCCACGGUUACUUCCUCAUCACCUUCCUCUUUGGUGCCGUGGUGCUGGCCCUGGUGGCCUGGAAGCUCUUCACCCUGACCAGUGUCACAGCGGGCAAGGAGCAGGGGCAGAGCUGGAAGGCCGUCCUCACCAUCCUGGGCCUCUCAAGCCUGGUGGGCGUGACCUGGGGGCUGGCUGUCCUCACGCCCCUGGGUCUGUCCACCAUCUAUAUCUUCGCCCUCUUCAACUCCCUGCAAGGUGUCUUCAUCUUCUGCUGGUUUGCCAUCCUCUACCUCCCGGGCCAGAUCUCCACGCCUUCCUCCUCAGGGGGCACCGCCCGGCUGGACCAGGCCCCCUCUGUGUCCCAUGAGUAG